Molecule: messenger RNA, 6267 nt
Organism: Haplochromis burtoni (Burton's mouthbrooder)
Lineage: Eukaryota; Metazoa; Chordata; Actinopteri; Cichliformes; Cichlidae
Gene: hoxd3a
Product: homeobox D3a
Exons: 4
Coding region: 3606-4805 (399 amino acids)
Biological process (GO): regulation of transcription by RNA polymerase II
Cellular component (GO): nucleus
Molecular function (GO): RNA polymerase II cis-regulatory region sequence-specific DNA binding; DNA-binding transcription factor activity, RNA polymerase II-specific
Source: RefSeq, a predicted model, not a curated record
AUUCCUUUUUGUGAGGGGACAAUUUACAACUUGGUAAUAGACCUUUUUAUGUGCCUCCAUCGCCUGUCAUUGGAUGCCACUGGUCAUGUGCGAGAGGCAAACGUCUUCAUGGCCCUUUUCCUGAUUUCCCUGGCGAUUUCCCCCCACUGCAUUCUGUAUCACGUUGUCUAUGGUGUUAAACCGAUACACUACGGUCUGCUCUCUUAAAAAUCGCCUGCCAUUCGUUUCAUAAUUGUCUGAUCAGCGCAUAUUUUCCCGGCGCUGCGUCGUUUGUUUAAUUAAUUGUUUUUUCUUUUACUGGAUGACAAGAGAAGCGUUUCAACUUUAUCCACAUCCCACCUUCUUCAUUCACAGAGCUGUGCUGGCUCUUUCAGGCAAAAUGCACUGCCUGAGCAAACUUCAAAGAGCAAGCAUGGAGUACCUCACCGCCAUAGGUAAGAUUUCUUGUGCGAUAAUGGCGUUUAUUAGUUGGGCAUGUGUGAGAGCAUGUAAAGUUUGACAGCUUCCUGUUUCAUUGGUCAUGUAAAUGAGCUGCAAGGUAAUGGCACUCAGGUAAUUUGGUGAAGUCACAUGUUGCUGGGUGUGUUGGGAUUAAUUGUUUUUGUUUUUAGACAUGUUCAGUAACAGAAGUCUGGCCAUUAUAUUAUAAUGAUUAAAAAAACGUCCGUUUAGCCGGCAAGUUGCCUUUUAUAAUGCAACAACCACAGAGAAAUAUUUAAGAAGAUAUCAUAUGGAUUUCAAGUCGUUUCAUCAUGUUUAUUGAUGCCUUUUUAAAGCCUUAGAUGCACAAAUAGAAGUUGUUUCUGAGGUCACAGAUGGUGAUGUGUGAGCUGUGUUUUUGAUGCAGAGAAGUUUUUUUUCCACUGUGCACUGCAAGAGAGCUUUGUCUUUAACCGGUCAUUCCUUAUUUUGCUUUCAGCGUUAAGUUAUUGGUUGUAGACAGAUCCCAAUUCCAUCAGCCUCUACGAAUAAUUGUAGCUAUAUUAUCCCUCAUCUCUCAACCUGCUAGAAAAUCUGUAUUGGCGUAUUCAGGCCACCAUAUUCCAUCACACUGUUUCGCUUUAUAUGCUAAUAAAUGAGGGAUUAUACUCGAGACAAAGUUCAGUUAAUUUGCUUUAUGGAACGUAUACAAAGCCUGGCAGCAAAAGUUCAGUUUUCCUACUUGUUUUCAGCUGCCUGGAGAUGAGGCCAACUGAACAAAGACAGUAUUUCACUGUUGCCUGACAGGCAGCUGCGAAAGUAUUUACAGCCUUACUGCAAUGCGGCAAAAUGGACCCUGAAAGACAGGCACAAGCAGAAGCCUGAGAGAAUUACAUAGGACUCAGUCAUGAUCUUUUACAUUUUGACAGUGCAAAAAAAAAAAGAUCACACGUUUUAAGCGUUUUUUGUAAUGCACGCAAUUAUUUAGUAUAUGUGUGACCGCAGGCCCUCCACUAAUAUUUUUAUUAGUUUCCAUAAAUGGAUUUCCUCCCUUCACUCCUACUCAGCUCCUCUCAGACAUCCAGACUGUCUAGACCCUUUAGCAACAGACUUAUAUAAUCAUAAAAUAUAUUUUGUGAGAUUUCUUUUUUUUAAUUUUUUUUGCUCAAGCCAAGCCAUGUGAACCUAAAUGUGCUGUCAUUUGCCUUCUAUUUAAUAGUUUUAAUUGUUUUUUUGUUUCCACUUAGAUAAAUGAUGCUUUCAUUAACAAUGUUAAGUAUGAAUCAUCACCACAACAUCAGCAUUUUCAAUUUCAACAUCUACUUUGCAGUUUAUUACUACAGAUAUUCCCAUUAUAGUCUUUUUUAAAUGUUCACUCUACAAAUAGAGGAAAAUAUUUAGAUAUAAAUAUGCUAUGGUAAUUAUUCUGAAUUCAUAUAAUGUGUUUAAAGAGCUUGACUAAACCUAGUUUUGAAUUAGCUUGCAUUAGGCUACUUGCUUUGGAGGGAAUCAUUUAGAGGAGUAAUUGAGCAAAUUUUGAAAUCAGUGGUCUGCAUACCAACAGUAAAUCUCCUCUCCCCUCAUUCAAAACUUCAUCAACAGUUUGAUGAAACACAGGAUUGGGUGAAAUAACUGGUUUGUGUAUGUUUUAUAUAUUUAUUUAUUUAUUUAUUGUAUUUAUUACAGUGGAACUGUGGAGAGGCCUUUAUCAUGCCAGCAGAAGGCGCUGUUGCCCAACAGUCAGAUUCUCUGGUCCCAUUUAGCAAUCCUUUUACUAGCAUGCUCUUUGGUGCUGUAAGUAGAUGAGGCGGGAAUCACGUGAUCCAGUUCGUUUUCUUUCUAAAAGUUGUUUUGGUGCCAGAAAAGUCACCCAUGUGGCGCGCAUGGGCACUAGAUACGUUAAAGGCUGCUAUCAAAUGAGAUCAGCCAUUAAGAUUAUACAAUGGUGCAUUUUGUGCUGGUUUGGAAAUCCUCCAAAUAUUCAUGUCUGUCAUCUUUCCCCAGCAAACAGUCAUUCAAUAAUCGUAAACUGUGUCCUCGUGAUAAACAGGAUGAUUCAAUUAAAACGACUUUAUUUACAAGUUCAAAACAGUUCGAGGAAACAUGAAAACUAGAAGCAGGGGUUAUGUGUAGGCAGAAUUUGAAUCUGCAAGGAAGGAAAAGCUUUUAUGAAGACAUACAUGUAAGAAAAUUCAAAUCCUCUGAUCUGCUGCCCUCACAUUUAUUAUACCUGCCGCACUGUGGCAGCCACUCAAACCUCAACAUGGUCUGCUCUCUCCGGUUAGGUCAGAGCAGGGGGAGGAGGAGGAGCAAAAAGCAUUGCACUCUGGGAUUGGCCCGGAAGAAUGAAUGACAUCAGUCCUAUUGUGACAGGUUCACUGGACAGAAAAAAAAAUGUAUUCGGGCACCAAUCAGUGACGCGUAGUGGUUCAUUUGUUAACACUUUAGAGGUCAAAAGGCGUCAGAUUUCAGGAGAUUUAAAUAUUGAAAUUCUCGAUUUCAGUAGUUUUGAUUCCAUCACACCUCAAUAUUAAAAUGAUUAAAAUGAAUAUUUAAGAUGACCAGGAUACUUUGGUGUUUGUUCAUGGAAGUUUAAAGCUCGCACAUAUUUUUCUCCCCAGUUUUCACGGUAGGAAUAAAACAUGCUAUUCUGUCACGGCUUGCAAUUGUACCACUUUCUGUUGUGACUGUUACAAAAUCCCUUCCGCUUCCCUGCUUCCUCAUUUCCACGACUUUUCCUCAGUGCACAUCAGUGCAAUCGCUAUUAUUGAGUAAGUGCAACUUUCAGGGUUAUUUAUGGGCCUGCGCCCUGUUGUGAAUGGCUGUGAGGAAACACGUGAUGCCAUUAAACUUUGUUUUAUGGCCUGGGACUUGACAAGCCAAAAUAUAAUUCUCAUUGUGUAUUAGUAAGACAGUCCAGAUGGAAUAGAGCCUCAAUUGACAUGGAACUCUACCGGACUGACUUUUCCCCUUCAGCAUGGAUGCGUUUGUUGGACUGCGUGUCAUCUGUUGCGGUUUCCGCGGUCGAGAUGGAAGCAGUGGUGAAUGCUUGAGGGGUAUAAAACAGAUCUGCGCAGAUUUCGGUCACAGAGUGGAGCAGCGGUGGGAAACACCAAUCACGUAAAUAAACAACACUCAUGCAACUGGAUAAAGCUUCACUGGCUUACUGGCUUUGAAUCCACAAAAUGCAGAAAGCAACAUACUACGACAACUCUGGACUUUUUGGAGGCUACACCUACCCCAAACCAGACUCUUACAACUAUGGGCCCGCACACCAGUCCUAUCCUACUUCAAACAUAGACAGCGACUACCAGGGCUCAGUUUGUCCCAUUCAGACAGCUGCAGUCCGGCCACCAGCCCUAAAAGACAGUGACCUGAACGGAGACUGCAUGCGACAAAGCAGCAGUCAAAAUAACAACAACAACCAAGCGACUAGUAUUUCAGAGCAGCAGGCUCCUCCACUGUCUGCAUCUUCCCCUAGCUCCAACAGCUCUGCAUCUCAGAAGAAGAAAUCCCCAUCCAGCAGUGCUUCCAGCAGUGCCACACCAGCCCUCACCAAGCAGAUAUUCCCCUGGAUGAAGGAGACCCGACAGAACUCAAAGCAGAAGAACUCAAACAACUGUGCCACCGCAGGUGGUGAAGUGAGUGAUGAAAAAAGCCCACCGGGACCAGCGUCCAAACGGGUCAGAACUGCUUACACCAGCGCGCAACUUGUGGAGCUGGAGAAGGAGUUUCACUUUAACCGCUAUCUUUGUCGUCCUCGGAGGGUGGAAAUGGCAAAUCUGUUGAAUCUCACCGAGCGCCAAAUAAAGAUCUGGUUUCAAAACAGGAGGAUGAAAUACAAAAAGGACCAGAAGUCUAAAGGGCUGGCGCACUCCCCCCUGGGACAUUCCCCGGAUAGAAGCCCGCCGCUGAGUGGCCCAAAUCACAUUGGAUACUCUGGCCAGCUCCAAAAUGUGAACAGCCUCAGCUAUGACGCACCCUCACCCCCGUCCUUUGCCAAACCCCAGCAAAAUAUGUACGGCUUGGCCGCGUACACGGCACCCUUGGGUGGCUGCAUCCCACAACAGAAGAGAUACCCGGGCUCCGAGUACGAACACCACGGCAUGCAGAGCAACGGCAGCUUUGCCAACGCCAAUUUGCAAAGCAGCCCCGUUUACGUGGGUGGGAAUUUUGUUGAUUCCAUGCCAGCCUCGGGCCCCAUGUUCAACCUCGGCCAUCUUCCCCACCCCUCAUCCACCAGUGUGGACUACAGCUGUGCCGCACAGAUCCCAGGAAACCACCACCAUGGACCCUGUGAUCCCCAUCCCACAUACACAGACCUCACCUCUCACCAAGCGUCUCAGGGAAGGAUUCAGGAAGCGCCUAAACUGACGCAUUUGUAAUAUGUGGUUUCGCGUGUGUGCGUGUGCGUGCGCGUGUAUGUUUGCGUGUGUGUGUGCCAAGAUUAUGUUGCGCUCUUUUUUUAUUACCUCACUAGUCUAAUAACUACACUCCAAGCGAGUCGUGUGUAUUAUUACAGUAUUAUUGAUAUUACUAUUAAUGCUAUUGUGUAAUUAUUUUCUAAAUAAUACAGCUUUGUCCAUUUCUCUUGAAUAUUUGGGGAUGCGGAGAAGCAGAUAGCCCGGUUGUCAGUAGUUCUUUUUUUGUUCUUGUUUUUUCUCAAGUGCAAUGCGCAAUUGUUUUUUUUUUCUUUUUGACUGAGUAUUUCAUGCCAUUACUUGAAGGUAAGUCUUGUAGAUCACAAAAAUAGAAGCGCAUCCUUAGCGAGAAGGAUUUUUAGGGAAGUUUUUUGUCUGUUUGUUAGGCUCUCAUUUCCCCCCGCGCACACCCCAAUUUAUUUAUUGUUUUGUAUUUUUCUUUUGAUUUGCAUAAUCUUUUGUACUAGCAUAUAGCCUAUUUAUUAUUUAAUUACUUUUGUAUUGCACAUUAUUUAUCGUUUAUAUGCGAGUAUUUAUACGUGUGGAGUUUGUUGUAAGAUUGGACAGAUCAGUGCACUUGGAAGUGUGGGCAAAACAGGGUUUGGAAAAUGCUAUGACUCGCAAUGUGUUGUUGGUAUAUAAAAAAGAGCAUUUCUAAUUGUAAAUCUGGGACAAAUGGGACAUUUUAUAGUGUAUAAACAUCACUAUAUGUCCAUGGUUAUUCUUGUGUCAAAUCUUAAGCAAAACGUAGACUAUCGAAGUAUCAAAUAUUAUACACACCAGCAUGUCAUUUUGUGUAGUCCAUUGCUAUUUUUUAUUUGUCUUCCAUUGUUAUUCCAUUCAGUUGGAUAUCCAUAAAUUUAUGAAACCCUAAUGAUAUUGAAAUGUUAUAUUUUAUUGUGUUCAACAUUUUGUAAAUAAAGUGCUUAAACUUCGUUUUUUAUUGCAUUUUGUUGAUUUCCUUUUCUUUUCCCCCUUCUUUCUUUUUCAACAAACCCUGCAGCAGGAACUCUGGUUACCCUGCAGCUUCUCAUUAUUUUUAAUUUCUCAUUCAGCUGCUGCUGUUGCUGCCAGUGAAUCUGUCAGGUAACUGUGCCGAGGAGGCGUAUUGACCCACAGCUUUACUGUACAGCCUAAACGGGGAGAGACAAUCAAUAAUUAGACACCAGGAUAUCUAAAACUCAUCAGACGGCUCUAUGCUUCCAAUGCAAAGUGCAUUUCAGCGGAAUAAAAGGCUCUGGAGGUUAUUGAUGUUUUAUUGGUAUGAGGGAAGUGAGUCUACGGGCUUAUUGCAUCUUCCACAUGUCACUUAUCUUCUUCUUUUUUUUUUUUUUAGAGACGGCCACAUGAUUAGCCUCCUGCUUGCUGAGACAAGAAAAUAAGCUCAAUUUUCCAGCAAAGACCAAAGCCUAAUCACUGACUACUG